AUGUCCAUCAUGACUCUCAACUGCAGAGGCCUGAAUAUACCGGAAUGCCGCUCCCACCUGCUGAGGGUAUUACGACGAAAACGCGUAUCGAUAGCAAUGCUGCAGGAGACCCACUUUAAGGAGGGAGCGGCUCCCAAACUCCGAAGCACCUACCACCCCAUUGGCUACUGCAACAACCACCCGGAGGCACGCCGAGCAGGAGUUGCAAUACUAAUGGCGGCCGACUUAGGGUUCCAAGAAUUGGACAAAAUGACCGAUGAGCAAGGACGUUUCCUCUUCAUUAAAGGGGUGAUAGCUGAGAGGGUUUACACAUUUGCAACCAUAUACGUACCCAACUCAAAACAAGCACAAUUUCUCAGGGGGACACUGAAAAAACUACACAACUUCUCGGAGGGAGCACUGAUUUUAGGGGGUGACUUUAACGCCCCUCUAGACCCGCUUAUGGACUCAUCCACCGGCCACAGCAGCCUUUCACAGGCUCACAUUAGAUCCAUUCGCAAAUCACUGGGGGAGUUGACACUGGUCGACUGCUGGAGGGCGAUCCACCCCACCAACAAGGACUAUACACACUAUUCGGCAGUACAUAACCGCUACUCCCGAAUAGACUACUUGAUGAUCCGACAAGAAGGACUCUCCCGCAUACGAUCCACCGCCAUUGAACCGGCCACGGCUCGGUCCAGAUGGACUUGGAAUCCCCGCUAUUUAAACCGGCAACCUGGACAUGGCGACUGA
Messenger RNA from Pelobates cultripes (western spadefoot toad), 732 nucleotides. NCBI's taxonomy places the organism in Eukaryota, Metazoa, Chordata, Amphibia, Anura, Pelobatidae. The record is from the annotation of a GenBank genome assembly.